Messenger RNA from Arctia plantaginis, 1485 nucleotides. NCBI's taxonomy places the organism in Eukaryota, Metazoa, Arthropoda, Insecta, Lepidoptera, Erebidae. The record is from the annotation of a GenBank genome assembly.
AUGGAAAACAAAACAGACUUUCAGUAUCCUCAUACUUUUGUACUCCUCGGAGCUUCAGGAGAUCUUGCAAAGAAAAAGAUUUACCCAACUAUCUGGUAUUUAUUUCGUGAUAAUCUUUUACCUCGUCAUACCAAAUUUGUUGGUUAUGCUCGUACUAAACAAACAAUGGCAGAAGUAAAAGAGAAAUGUAAAAAAUAUAUAAAAGUGCGCCCUGGGGAGGAAGACAAAUUGGAAGAAUUUUGGCAAGCUAAUGAGUAUUUCGCUGGCUCUUAUGAUAAAAGAAUAGACUAUGAGAUGCUCAACCAGCUAAUACACAAGCAUGAGAAAGGUCCUGUGGCUAAUAGAAUAUUUUAUUUAGCAGUGCCACCCACCUUGUUUGAAGAUGUAACUGUCAACAUCAGAAAUGCAUGUGUUUCCCUAAAGGGCUUCACAAGAGUUAUCAUUGAGAAACCAUUUGGCAGAGACGAUGUCACUUCUGACAAACUAAGCAAUCACUUAGCGGGGCUAUUUAAAGAAGAGCAAAUAUACAGGAUUGACCAUUACCUUGGGAAAGAGAUGGUUCAAAACUUAAUGACAUUAAGAUUUGCAAAUCAAAUAUUCAACCCCUCUUGGAACAGGGAAAAUAUUGCAUCUGUACUCAUUUCAUUUAAGGAACCAUUUGGUACAGAGGGACGUGGAGGCUACUUUGAUGAUUUUGGUAUUAUCCGUGAUGUAAUGCAAAAUCACCUUCUUCAAAUCCUUUCUCUUGUUGCUAUGGAGAAACCGGUCACUUUAAAUCCAAAUGAUAUCAGAGAUGAAAAAGUAAAGGUUCUUAGGCAUAUACAACCAAUUAAUCUAAAUGAUAUUUUGGUGGGACAAUAUAUAGGCAAUCCUGAUGGUCAAGGUGAAGAGACAUCAGGCUAUCUUCAGGAUCCAACUGUACCUAAUGAUUCUGUAACAGCUACUUAUGCUCUUGCUGCACUAUGGAUCAACAAUGCUAGAUGGCAAGGUGUUCCUUUCAUUCUUCGGUGUGGUAAAGCUCUGAAUGAAAGGAAAGCAGAAGUCAGGAUUCAAUAUAAAGAUGUUCCUGGUGAUAUCUUUGAUAGUAACGCUAAAAGAAAUGAGCUUGUAAUUCGAGUCCAACCUGGUGAAGCUUUAUAUUUAAAAUUAAUGAGUAAAUCACCUGGCAUGAAAUUUGAUUUAGUAGAGACUGAACUAGAUCUUACAUAUAGUCUGCGUUAUAGAGAGGCAGAUGUCCCUGAUGCAUAUGAAAGACUCAUCCUAGAUGUUUUUACGGGUACACAAAUGCAUUUUGUACGCAAUGAUGAACUAAAGGAAGCAUGGCGUAUAUUCACACCGAUUUUAAAGGAACUAGAAGAAAAACAUAUUAAGCCUGUGCCAUAUGUUUAUGGAUCACGCGGCCCUCUUGAAGCUGAUAGUAAGCUUGCAGAGUAUGACUUCAAAUACUCAGGUUCUUAUAAGUGGAAGAAACCUACACUUUCUUAA